CUGUCAAUCUCCUCCUGAAUCAUCCUUUCCUGGUCUUUCGUAUUCCUUUCAUUCAGCCCGUCACCCUUCUGAUCGUCUCCACGUUGACAGUGUAAUUACUUUUAAUGGCUUUUGGGUUCAUGAACACUAUAAAUAGUUGGCCCAGGCUGCUGAGCAGCACAAUCACACUUCACUCAGAUAUACCCAAAGGACACAAGCGAAGCCAGAGAAGCCAGCAUGGACACCACAGGAAAGACAAUCACAUGUAGGGCAGCCAUUGCCUGGAAAGAAAAGUCUCCUCUUACAAUUGAAGAAGUGCAAGUUGAGCCACCAAAAGCUGGAGAAGUUCGCAUUAAGAUGGGAUCUUCAGGAAUCUGUGGUUCUGACGACCAUGUGCUGACAGGAGAUUUAUCAAUGAAAUUCCCUCUGAUUCCGGGACAUGAAGGAGCAGGGAUUGUGGAGAGUGUUGGCGAUGGAGUUAGCUCUGUGAAACCAGGAGACAAAGUCCUCACACUCAUUAUUCCACAGUGUCGAGAAUGUGAUGCCUGCUUGCACUCCCAAGGAAACUUCUGUGACAAGCAAGAUGUUCUUCCAUGUUCUGGAGUGAUGCUGGACGGGACCUCUAGGUUUUCCUGCCGAGGACAGAAGGUUUACCAUUCAUUCCGCACAAGCACAUUCACUGAGUACACUGUCGUGCCCGAGAUUUCAGUAGUCAAAAUUGAUGCUGCUGCCCCUAUGGAUAAAGUUUGUCUCUUUAGCUGUUGCGUCCCUACAGGCUAUGGUGCUGCUGUUAACUCAGCCAAGGUCACCCCUGGCUCCACCUGUGUGGUUUUUGGACUCGGAGGGAUCGGCUCUGCCAUUGUCAUGGGCUGCAAAGCUUCUGGUGCUUCUAGAAUCAUCGGGGUUGACAUCAAUGAGCAGAAGUUUCCCCGGGCAAGAGCCUUGGGUGUCACUGAUUGUCUCAACCCUAACAAGCUCAAGAAACCUGUCCAUGAGGUAGUGAUGGAAAUGACGGGUGUCGGUGCUGAGUUCGCCUUUGAGGCCAUUGGAAAGAUUGAAACCAUGGUUUCUGCUUGGAACUCCUGCAACAUAAGCUAUGGUGUCUGUCUGAUCCUUGGGGUGGCCCCAGAAGAUACACAGCUGCCCCUUGAGGCAACUAAGAUAAUAUCUGGAAAAACCAUGAAGGGCGUGUGUUUGGGAGAUUAUAAACCCAGAGACUGUAUUCCCCAACUAGUGACUGAUUACCUUCAAGAUAAGAUUAAUAUAGAUCCAUUAGUGACUCACCAGCUGCCUUUUAACCAACUCCAAAAAGCCUUGGAACUGUAUCAUACGGGAAAAGCUGUCCGCUGUGUUCUACUAUUCUGAGAUCUCAAUGCUAAAAGUGCAAGAGCAUCCGGAAGGGCUUUCGUUCCUGUCCUGUUUCACCUCUCUGAUUGCUCCUGAGCAGCUGGAAGAGAUUAUGCAACAUCAGCAGGAACACAGUGUAACUGCCCAAUGUGAGCCAAGGCCUUUGACUACACUGGUAAUAAAAUAAGU
Messenger RNA from Mesocricetus auratus (golden hamster), 1515 nucleotides. RefSeq names its product alcohol dehydrogenase 1. Bases 217 to 1344 code for a protein of 375 amino acids. Gene Ontology annotation, cellular component: cytosol. The transcript has 9 exons. Gene Ontology annotation, biological process: retinoic acid metabolic process; retinol metabolic process. The record is from RefSeq and is a predicted model, not a curated record. Lineage: Eukaryota; Metazoa; Chordata; Mammalia; Rodentia; Cricetidae. Gene Ontology annotation, molecular function: all-trans-retinol dehydrogenase (NAD+) activity; zinc ion binding.